AUGGUUGGUUACCAGCGUAACGACUCUUUGACUCAUAAUCAGAAAUUUAUCGCUGGGUGUGUAACCGGUAUGAUAGCGCGGUUAAUCACACAACCAUUGGACAUAGUAAAACUACGAAUGCAACUUCAACAGAAGUCCGGAGAUGGGAGAAGCAUUAAUAUUUCUGAGAUAAUAAGAAAAAUAUCGCAAGAAGAAGGACUUAAAGCAUUUUUUCAUGGACACUACAUUGGGCAGAUACAUUCGACACUAUCAGUGUUGGCACAAUUUUUUGUGUACGAACUAGCGACAAAGCAGGUUGCUAAUUCUGGGAUUGACGAGAAGCACUUACCUACAAUGGAGUUCUUCUGUGGAAUUUUUGCAGGCUGCUGUUCAGCUACAGUAGCCUCACCUCUAGAGGUAAUCAGAGUGAGACAAAUGAUAGUUAAAGAACAGUAUAAGGGGCUUUUAAACGGUGCAAAAGAAGUGUAUAACACUGGAGGCGUUCUCGCGUUCUUCGAAGGACUAUCCGCAUCUUUGAUACAAUUGGGACCUGCUGUUGGUUUGUCAUUUUCGGUGUUCCGUUGGUUACAACCUUUCAUUUUGAGGCAUCUAUCGGACGAUAAUGAUAAUGGCGAGCACUCACAAAACAUCGCACACAAGCCGGCACACAUCGUGAUCGCCAGUAUGGUGGCUGGUUCUGCGGCCGGAUUUGUAUCGAAAACGGCUACCUACCCUUUUGAUCUCGUAAAAAGACGGUUGCAGAUUGGUACACAUAAACAAGACAGCAGAUACUCUACGCCGAGCACCUCCCAGCAUUUAAUCCGAUGCAACAAAUUUUUAGCAUGCAUAUAUAAUACCAUUAAAAAAGAUGGUAUUAGAGGAUUAUAUCAAGGUUGGAAAAUAACUGUGCUAAAGUCUCAGUUAACAAGUAUAGUGGCAUUUACUACAUACGAAGUUACAUGUCACUGUAUCAGAGAAUAUAAUGCAAGAUGA
Messenger RNA from Parnassius mnemosyne (clouded apollo), 972 nucleotides. The record is from the annotation of a GenBank genome assembly. Lineage: Eukaryota; Metazoa; Arthropoda; Insecta; Lepidoptera; Papilionidae.